UUCUGUGGAAAGUAUCUCAGGCACACUACCCACUUUUGCCAGCCUUACGAUUUACGAUCUUAGCAACAAUUGAAAUUGUCAUCGAUUAGAGCUUUUUACGUUCGUGACUUGGGAAUAUUUUAUAUUUUAGUAGGACAAACACUUUGCCAAGAAAAUCAUUUUUUUGUUUUUGAAAUCCCACGAAGACCUAAGCGGGAAUCGUGGGAAUCGUGAAGAGGAUCAGUGGCUGAACGGCAACUGGAACUGGAAUCAUAAGUUACCGACACCAUCAUGUCCAGAUUUUUGUUUGCGGCCACGGAGCGGAUCCAGAAGGGAUUACGUGCUGGCAAGAUGCUAAUUCACAACACAGUUAGGCAGCAGAUGGCGGCCAAAAAACCGACACCGCCAUCACCCAAGAAACCACCCACAGCUCCGCCGCCCAAGUCUUCCAAUCCGCCCAAGUGUCCUGGUGGCGAUCAGAAGCCGAGAAAACCCGGUUACUUUCCAAGUGGCGGCCAACAUGCCGUUUUCAACGACUGUCCUGUGCCGGAGGGUGAUUUCAUGAAGGCCUGGAAGACGAAGAACAGUCGCUAUAACCUGAUACUGUUCAGUGGGAUCAUAGCGGCGGUUGGGACAUGGGGCUUAGCUCUGUCCUCAGGCAUAUUGGGAUUAUAUUGGACCUUGCCCGAGUACCCCUACACCGAGGAUGAGAAGGAGGAGUUCGAGUACGAGGAGCAGCGCCGACGGGAGGAGAAGGAGGAGCGCGAGCAGCGCCAUCAGGACGCCGUCGAGGCCAGGGAGCUGAGCAUACGGCGUCGAAAGGCCAAGGAGGCCAUGGAGCGGGAGGUGGACCUGAUGCAGCGCGACAUGGAGGGCGGCAUUUCCGACCGGGAACUGGACGAGCUGCAGCGCUUGGCCGCCGAGCGUGAAGCCUUCGAGAUCUGGGAGAAGGACGAGGUGAAGCGGCUCCAGGAGCUGGAGAAGGAGCGCGAAAAGAUUCGCAAGGAGAAGGCCAAGGCCCGGGCGGAGCGCGAAAAGGAGGUGGCCAAGAAGCGCAAGGAGCAGGAGGACAAGUGGGAGAAGGAGGAGGCCGAGCGCGAGAAGGCUCGCGAAAAGGCGCGCAAGGAGCGCGAGAAGGCCGAGAAGGAGAAGCAAAAGGAGAAGGAGCAAAAGGAAAAGGAGCUGGAGAAGGCUAGAAAGGCUGCAGGGAACUAACCCACAUCCCAUUCUCCAUCUAUUAUUUUUUUUCAUUUAAACAUUAAUUUGUCAGCAGCAACACCCGAAGCCACCCACCAUUAUCCUUAUUUUCCAAAAAAAAAAUCAAAAACAACAAAAAGGGAAAGGAUCAAAAAUGAUAACCCCAUAAUAGUUGUAAUUAAACACACUUUUCAUAUGUUUGGAUCAACCUGUUUAAUAAAUUCCCAGAAUUUGUUGCUGUUGA
Drosophila ananassae is the source of this 1420-nucleotide messenger RNA. RefSeq names its product vicilin-like seed storage protein At2g18540. The transcript is spliced from 3 exons. Bases 271 to 1194 code for a protein of 307 amino acids. The record is from RefSeq and is a predicted model, not a curated record. Lineage: Eukaryota; Metazoa; Arthropoda; Insecta; Diptera; Drosophilidae.